AUGGACGAGGCACAUGGGGGCGGCAUGGUUUCCGCAAUUCUUUCCUCGGUUGUGCUUCUUCUGCUGCUCGGACGGACCGCGGAUGCUCAGAGGAGCUUGGAGUUCUUCGAUCUACUGCCAGAAGACCCCAAGCUUUACGAUAAAAUGCGACCGCCGAAGAAAGACGGACAGGCGACCGUCGUUUAUUUCCACGUCACCGUUAUGGGACUUGAUUCCAUAGACGAGAAUUCAAUGACCUACGCAGCUGAUAUAUUCUUCGCUCAAACUUGGAAAGAUAACAGGUUACGAUUACCAGAAAACAUGACAUCCGAAUACAGAUUACUGGAAGUCGACUGGCUGAAGAACAUGUGGCGGCCGGAUUCGUUCUUCAAGAACGCCAAAUCGGUGACAUUCCAAACGAUGACUAUACCGAACCACUACUUAUGGUUGUACAAAGACAAGACUAUUUUAUAUAUGGUCAAGUUAACUCUGAAGCUAUCUUGCGCCAUGAACUUCUUGAUCUAUCCCCACGACACGCAAGAAUGUAAAUUACAAAUGGAGAGCCUGUCGCACACGACGGAUGAAAUGAUCUUCCAGUGGGAUCCUGACGUGCCACUCGUUGUCGACGAGAAUAUCGAGCUACCGCAGUUGCAACUGGUUAAGAAUUACACGGCCGAUUGCACGCAAGUCUAUUCUACUGGUAACUUCACUUGCCUCGAGGUAGUAUUCGUCCUGAAACGUAGGCUUGGCUACUACUUGUUUCAUACUUAUGUUCCUACUUGUCUGAUUGUUAUCAUGUCGUGGGUCUCCUUUUGGAUAAAACCGGAAGCUGCGCCAGCCAGAGUGACACUGGGCGUAACUUCAUUGCUAACCCUAUCGACGCAACACGCGAAAAGUCAAGCGUCUUUACCUCCCGUUUCGUAUUUAAAGGCCGUGGACGCGUUCAUGUCGGUUUGCACGGUCUUCGUGUUCAUGGCGUUGAUGGAGUAUUGCCUGGUGAACAUCGUUCUAGGUGAUUCAGAUACGCCACCGAAACCGGCCGCUCCACCUCCGCCGCCAUCUUCCAGCGGCACCGAUGCAGCGAAGCUCGACAAGAUCUUCGACAUCGCCACUAAGAAAUCGUCAGCUGGUCCACCGCCAGGCCCUACACCCGCCCAGAGGGCGCGGAUGCGUGCUCUGAACAUCGAUCGUGUCUCACGGGUCUUCUUCCCUUUCUUAUUCGCCGUGUUAAACGUAACAUACUGGAUAAUUAAGCAUUCGAGAUAAAAAACGGGUGUUGUAGGAUCAAUCCAGAGAGGAGAUAUGUCACCCACGGAGGUGAUCGAAGAGCGCCAUUAUUGGCCAAGGCUGACCAUUCCUAGCCAAAGAGGCGGACAGGCGAAGAGGAAGCACCCAUGCGAGCAGAGCUCGUGUUAUCCCGCCACCGGAAAUCUGUUAAUCGGACGAAAAAAUCGAUUGAGCGCCUCUUCUACUUGCGGUCUCACGAGACCGGAAAGAUAUUGCAUCGUUUCACAUCUAAAGGACCGGAAGAAGUGUUUCUUCUGUGAUACAACGAUGUCAAAACAACAGCACAAUAUAGAAAACGUUGUUACCGAGAAGAAUUGGUGGCAAGCGGAGAACGGCGUGGAGAACGUCACGGUACGAUUUGAUCUCGAAGCGGAGUUUCAUUUCACCCACAUCAUUAUCCGCUUCAAGACGUUCAGGCCAGCUGCCAUGUUGAUCGAGAGAUCGUACGAUUUUGGUAAAACCUGGAACGUGUAUCGGUACUUCGCGCACAAUUGCGAACAGUACUUCCCAGGAGCGUCUACUAAGCAACCUGAGAGACUUACGGACGUUAUCUGCGAGGCGAGGUAUUCCGGCGUGGCGCCAUCAACAGGAGGCGAUGUUAUCUUCAGAGUGUUGCCACGGAACUUGGAAAUAGACAACCCCUACUCGAAAGAAGUGCAAAAUCUAUUGAAAAUCACCAACCUUCGCAUAAACAUGACUAGGCUGCACACGUUGGGAGACGAUCUUCUCGAUGAUCGCGCUGAAAUUCGCGAGAAAUAUUACUACGCCAUUCAGAAUAUGGUGAUUCGUGGAUCUUGUUCAUGCUACGGCCACGCGUCCAAGUGUCUUCCGCUUCCUGGCGUCGCUCACGAGGAGAACAUGGUUGAUGGUAGAUGCGAGUGUACCCAUAACACAACAGGAUUGAACUGUCAAAAAUGUCAAGACUUCUACAAUGAUCUACCGUGGAAACCAGCCGUUGGAAAGCAAACGAACGCUUGUAGAUCUUGCAAUUGUAAUAAUCAUACAUCCUCAUGUCACUUCGACGAAACUGUUUACGAGAGAUCCGGAAGAGUGUCUGGUGGUGUCUGUGACGAUUGUCAGCACAACACCGUGGGGCAAAACUGUGAACAGUGCAAAUCAUUCUAUUAUCAUGACGUCACCAAAGAUAUAUCUCAUCCGGAAGCGUGUCUGCCUUGCAAUUGUGAUAACGGUGGCUCGUUGGAUGAUGGCAUAUGCGACUCAAGAACGGAUCUUCUUAGCGGAGACGAGUCUGGUCGUUGCCAUUGUAAAGCAAACGUGGAAGGUCGUGCUUGCAAUCGUUGCAAGAAUGGCUACUGGAACUUCGAUCCAAAUAAUCCUGAAGGAUGUCAAGCUUGUACCUGCAACACUUUGGGUACCAUUGACAAUCGAGGAUGCAAUAUGGUUACUGGCGGGUGUACUUGCAAGCGUUUUGUUACUGCACGCGAUUGUAACCAAUGUCUGCCGGAAUAUUGGGGCCUUUCGAAAGAUCCAGAUGGCUGCAAGCCGUGCGAUUGUGAUCUUGGUGGUUCCUACGAGAAUUCUUGCGACGUGGUAACUGGUCAGUGUCGCUGUAGACCUCAUAUCAGUGGUAGAACUUGCAAUCAACCUGAACAGAGUUAUUACACUGGAUCGUUAGACUUCUUGAUCUACGAGGGUGAAUUAGCAAGAGCCAGCGACAAUUGCCAAGUGGUGAUUAGAGAACCUCAUCGCGAUGGAAGGAACAGUACGUGGACUGGAACCGGAUUUAUGAAAGCUCUGGAGGGUUCAGUUCUAAAUUUCACGAUCGACGAUAUACGUAAAACUUUGUGGUACGAUAUAAUCGUACGGUACGAACCAGUCCAGACAGGAUCCUGGGAAAAUGUGCAAAUAAUCAUUGAAAGGGAUGGUCCAGUGGAUCCAAAUGGUCUUUGCGCUGAUUGGAGAAAGGAGAACGAUCAAUUAUGGGCACAGCUCCCACUAAGAUCUAGAAGUGUCGUCGUACAACCCUCUGUCUGUUUGGAAGCUGGCAAACGAUACAAUAUUUUGCUGCAAUUCCGUAAAUUUAACAACCACAUGGACACGCCUUCUGCCUCCAUUUUGGUUGACUCUAUCGUUCUGAGACCGAGAAUAGACGCAUUACCUUUCUUCAAGGCCCCAAGAAUUGGGGAAUUGCGUCGUCAAGAAUACGAAAAAUAUCACUGCAAUGAAUUCUACAACGAUAUUAAUUCUGUGUGGACCAAUGUUCCAGAAGUCUGCAAGAAGUACCAAAACAGCAUUGGCUAUUACGUUUACGAUGGUGCACAUUCUUGUGAAUGUAAUCCAACAGGAUCUCAUAGUUUACUCUGUGAGAAUUACGGAGGCACGUGCCCCUGUAAACCAAACGUCGUCGGUAGAAGAUGCGAUCGUUGCGCACCUGGAACUUACGGUUUCGGUCCACAGGGUUGUAUACCUUGCGAUUGCGACGGUGUGGGUGCGUUGGAUAAUUUCUGCGACGUCGGGACAGGUCGAUGCAAGUGUCGACCAAAUACUUACGGCAGGACUUGUGGUCAAUGUGAGCCUUACUUCUGGAACUUUCCCCAUUGUAAACGUUGCGAAUGUAAUGGUCACGCUGAUGACUGCGACUCUAAAACCGGCGCUUGCCUUGGUUGCCGUGAUAACACGACUGGACAUAAUUGCGAUCGAUGCACUGAGACUUACUAUGGUGAUCCAAGACUUGGCGUGGAUAUUGCUUGCAGAGCGUGCCCUUGUCCGGGAACUCCGAACUCCGGACACUCGUAUGCCGAGAGCUGUUCAUUGGAUUCGUUGACCCACGAUGUGGUCUGCGAGUGUUUCGACGGCUACACAGGUGCUCGUUGCGAGAGCUGUGCAGAAAAUUACUUUGGCGAUCCUGAUGUUCCCGGUGGUGCCUGCGAGCCUUGCAACUGUAACAACAACACGGAUUUACGAGUACCUGGAAACUGCGAUCCUCACACUGGUCGUUGCUUACAGUGUCUUCACAACACCGACGGAAUGAAUUGUCACAUUUGCAAGCCAGGUUUUCACGGAAAUGCUCUUCAACAAAAUUGUGAGGACUGUAAAUGCGACGUUCUGGGAACCGAUAAAAAUGCUGGACACUGUAACCAUCGAACUGGACAGUGUCCUUGUUUACCCCAUGUCAUUGGUGUACUUUGUGAUUCCUGCGAGGAAAAUCACUGGAGGAUUGCCAGUGGACAAGGAUGCGAUCCUUGUGAAUGUGACGCGGUUGGAAGCUUAUCCGACAGUUGUAAUGCAUUCGAUGGAACCUGCAAGUGCAAACCUGGUUUUGGAGGAAGACGUUGUAACGAAUGUCAAGCGAAUUACUGGGGCAAUCCAAACGUCGAGUGUCACCCGUGUGAUUGUGAUCUAACGGGCUCUGCCAGCCAACAGUGUGACAGAGAAACCGGAAGGUGCAUUUGUCACAAGGGAAUCGGUGGCGAGAAGUGCGACGAGUGUGAUCGCGGUUAUUAUGGAAAUGCACCUCAAUGCAACCCUUGUGGGGAAUGUUUCGACAAUUGGGAUACGACGCUGAGUGGUCUACGAAACAAGACGAAUCUCGUAAUCGACGAAGCUUCUCGAAUUCAAAAGGUCGGUACGACUGGUGGUAUCUACGGUCAAGAAUUCGACAACAUGGUUAAUUCUUUGGAUCAAGUGAAAGCAUUGAUCAGCAACGCUUCGAUCAGAAGCCAAGAUUUAGACGAAUUGAACGAUCUAGCCAUUGACAUGAACAACAGAGUGUCUGAGUCUACGAAACAAUUAGGCCAAGUGAACAAUUUGUUAGAAAAUGUCAGUCAAAGGGUGAACCUAGGAGAUGCCGCUCUAAAGACUUUGAAGAAUAGGAGGAACAAUUUGCAUCAAAUUGCAGCAGAUCUUAAGGAGAAUGCGACUAUAUUGCAAGAAGAAAAUGUACAAGGUGCUCUUAAUGUUACGCAGCAAAUGGCUGAACAGUCCAGACAAGCUGAGAAAAUGGCGAACGAUACCAGUAGCGUGUUGGCCGAUGCGGAGAGAUAUCGUAAACAUACGGACAGUCUAUUAGCUAAGAACCGUGCCUUUGUGGAAGAUGCACAGAAUAAGAACAGAGAAUCUUUGGGCAAAAUAACCGAUAAAUUGAAGAGUUUCGAUGGAAUAAUGCCUGGUUUGAAUUUGGAGAUGUGCGGAGAUAAUGUGACGGAUUGCAGUAACGUGUGUGGUGGCGCUGGAUGCGGUUUUUGUGGUGGUUUGUCUUGCGAUGCAGGUGCUGUGGCCAAGGCCAAUCGAGCUUUAGACGUGGCCAAGAAACAGGCUGCUAAGAUCAAGAGUCAUAAGGAUGAUGCUGGACAACUUAUUCGUAAUAUGGUUGAAGUGAAGCGUGAUGCGACAGCGGCAAGAUCCAACGCCCAAGACGCUUUCAAUUACGCCUUGAAGGCGCGCAAUCUAUCGGACAACGUGAGCAAAGACCUAUCGGACAUAAACAAACGAAUUCGCAGUACCCUGGACGAGGAUCAACCAACGCCAGCAAUGGUCAGAGAUCUGGCCAACGAAGUACUGGCUAAGAACAUUCGAUUGAAACCCGACAAGAUUAAAGAAUUAGCAGAUAGAAUAAAGAGUAUCGUUGGUUCCUUGACCGACUCGGAGAUGAUUCUCGCAGCCACGAAGAACGAUCUUCAGCUGGCUGAGGAAUUAAAGGAACGAGCUAACAGAACCAAAGAAGACGCUGUAGAGAAGCAAAUUCUAGCGAACAAAGUGGUCGUUUUGUUGAACGAUGCGCAAAUGGCUCAAGAUCGAGCGCAGCUGGCUAUUGAUAAGGCUGAACGUGACGUCAGUAGAUCUGAAAAGGAUCUGGAAGAAAUCGCGGAAGUGACUGUUGGGGCUCGAAUGCAGGCGAACAGCACAAUACAGACUGUCGACUCGUUGGACGCCCGUUUGAAGCAACUGCAAACGCAAUCGGCGAGAAACAACUUUGUGCUGAACCAGGAAAUAGGCCACGAAGCGCGUAACGUGACUAACGAGGCGCACAUAGUCGAUACUAAGACGAAGGAUCUCGCCAAAGAGUAUAGACAAGCUGACGAGUUGCUGAACAUGAGGGUGAACAAGAGCGAAGGAAACAUACUGAGGGCCAAGAAACUCUUGCAGAAGGCAUCUGAGCUAACUGCAGAUACUUCGACGAAAUUUAAGGAUCUGGAUGGCAUGGAGAGUGUUUACAAGGAUAAUGCGAGGACGCUGAUAGAUUUGAUGGGGCAAGUUGACUCGUUGACUGGAGAGAUGGAGAAAUAUCUGAUGGAAAUUGAAAUAAAGGCGCAAAAGUAUAGGCAGUGUACUUCUUGA
Messenger RNA from Habropoda laboriosa, 6564 nucleotides. RefSeq names its product laminin subunit beta-1 (gene LanB1). The transcript has 21 exons. Gene Ontology annotation, molecular function: transmembrane signaling receptor activity; extracellular ligand-gated monoatomic ion channel activity. NCBI's taxonomy places the organism in Eukaryota, Metazoa, Arthropoda, Insecta, Hymenoptera, Apidae. The record is from RefSeq and is a predicted model, not a curated record. Gene Ontology annotation, biological process: basement membrane assembly; monoatomic ion transmembrane transport; cell migration. Gene Ontology annotation, cellular component: laminin trimer; membrane.